AUGUCACUACGGACAAACGACUUGGAUCCCCAGCAACGAUAUACUCUGCUUCCAGACGAAAAUAAAAAACAGUCAUGUAGCUAUCCAGUCAUGACGUUUAAAUUGAGCAGAUCCCUCUUGGAACGACUCCAGCAAGGGGAUUCUCCCUCUGUAGAAAUCGACAUGACGAACCCAGCCCAUUUAACUCUAUAUAUAGAUGGUGAGUCUAUGGAUCUUCAAAGUCACCAGGAAAAUCAGAUUGUAGAUUGCUAUAAACGAUCUCGAGUUGGCACAUCUGAAGAAUUGCUGUAUGUGGGUUCAGUAAAAAAAAAAUUGUUUCCAAAACCAGGCGGAAGUGGAGUCAACGAACGAAUCAAGCAUGUGACACAAUCUGAAAUUAAUGCCAAAGUUAGAAACAGUGUUGUUGUGUUAGAUACAGUUCCACCUAAAGCAAUCAAAUCGUCCCCCAAAUUUUCACAAAACAAGACUAUCCGCACAAACCGGCCUCGAAAUCUUGCAUCCUACAAAGAAGACCCAGGACUUGAACGGAAACUCCUACACUUUCUUGCUCCAUGCCCCCAGUCUCUUGAAAUGAUGGUCAAGCGAUUCAAGGUUCCGCAGCCCAUGAUUGUUGGUGUUUUACAAAAAAUUGCCAAACAACAACAAGCGGCUACUCACAUGUAUCAACUUACAAAUGAAGCAUACCGGAAUCUUUCACCUCAUGACUGGACACACUAUACCCCUGGAGAACGAGAAAAAGCUUUAAGAAAUGCACAGAUUGCAUUAGACGCUCUUGGCUAUCAAAAAGAUUCGGCAGAAUGGAAGGCUGUAAUGGAGGUUCGUCCCAAAACUACUUUACCUCCAGUACUAAUCCAAAAAGCGAUUACUGCUGCGAGAACAUCUCCCGACGACAUCUCUCUCAAUUCUGCACCAGUUCGAACCCAACCGCCUACGACAUAUGAUAAUGUUGAACUUGUCCACAUUCAAUAUCAUAGUGAUGGAGAAGCAGAGCAGUCUCCUAUUAUAGCCACUUCUGCUACUCCUUUAACUUCAGUUUCUAUGCUGUCAGAUGCCGAACCUGGCAGUGCUUCUGUAGAUCCCAAAACACACAAGCCUUUUCAAUCUAAAUUAAUUAAUCCUAGCAAAAAGUUUCCUGUCAAAAAGUUGAAACUGAAAGCUGGAAGUCGAAACAGUCCUCCGUUGCAUAUUGCAAAUCACUCUCUCAGCGCAAUGGACGCCAAACCCCUUCCACAGCGAUACAGCGAUUUGAAAUUUGAUCGAUCUCCCAAAGUUUCUUUGCGAUCAGCACCCGAGUCAUAUACAUCAACCGAUUCUAAACCUCCACCACCAGCAACUGAUAUUCCUUAUGACAACUCGUGGGAUAUGAGUAUGGGCAGCGACAAUUUUAGUAUUCCAGCUACGCCAGCAGAAUUUUCCCACGAGCUAAAUGAACGACACGAAGCAUCAUUACAACUGGACAUGCGUCACUUAUCAGACGAUGACACACUGCCACCACCUGAUUUUGAAGUAGGACAGAUCAACGAAGAACUUCCUAUCAAGAUUGAAGAUCUAUAUAAUCGUCAAUUGGAGCUGUAUGAUAAAAUCAAUGAGCAUUGUGCACUAACACAAAGGCUAGAUCAAAUCACACUUCAUUUUACCGACACGAACAAACUCGAGGCAACAAUUCAUAGCGUGUUUGAAGAGUUUGGCAUUGCAUAUGUCGAAAGCGAUGUGUUUUCUAAAAAGUGCGAUGAUUUGUUAAAUGAGUACGAACAGACUCAGAAUGAGCUCGAGCUGUUUAUGCAUGGCUCAGCUGAACCGUCUCCGUAA
This is a messenger RNA of Batrachochytrium dendrobatidis JAM81, 1809 nucleotides long. RefSeq lists its product as uncharacterized. The transcript has 5 exons. Lineage: Eukaryota; Fungi; Chytridiomycota; Chytridiomycetes; Rhizophydiales. Bases 1 to 1809 code for a protein of 602 amino acids. The record is from RefSeq and is a predicted model, not a curated record.